Aspergillus alliaceus is the source of this 999-nucleotide messenger RNA. Its product is annotated as casein kinase II subunit alpha/alpha'. The record is from RefSeq and is a predicted model, not a curated record. Bases 1 to 999 code for a protein of 332 amino acids. The transcript has 4 exons. Gene Ontology annotation, cellular component: cytosol; nucleus; protein kinase CK2 complex. Gene Ontology annotation, biological process: DNA damage response; regulation of transcription by RNA polymerase I; regulation of transcription by RNA polymerase III. Lineage: Eukaryota; Fungi; Ascomycota; Eurotiomycetes; Eurotiales; Aspergillaceae. Gene Ontology annotation, molecular function: ATP binding; protein serine/threonine kinase activity.
AUGGCGCGCGUUUAUGCCGAUGUUAACGAGCAUAUGCCUCGGUCCUACUGGGACUAUGACAGCGUUAACAUCUCUUGGGGUGUCCUGGAGAACUACGAAGUAGUCCGCAAGAUUGGCCGUGGAAAGUACUCAGAAGUCUUCGAGGGCAUCAAUGUGGUCAACUACCAGAAGUGUGUCAUCAAGGUCCUCAAACCAGUCAAGAAGAAGAAGAUUAAGCGUGAGAUCAAGAUUCUUCAGAACCUGGCAGGUGGCCCCAACGUGGUAGCUUUGUUGGAUGUGGUCCGCGACAGUCAGAGCAAGACUCCGAGUCUGGUCUUCGAGUAUGUGAACAAUACAGACUUCCGCACGCUCUAUCCUCGAUUCUCCGACUAUGAUGUCCGCUACUAUGUCUAUGAGCUCCUGAAGGCGCUGGAUUUCUGCCACAGCAAGGGCAUCAUGCAUCGCGAUGUGAAGCCACACAAUGUCAUGAUUGAUCAUGAGAAGCGCAAGCUGCGCCUUAUCGACUGGGGUCUUGCUGAAUUCUAUCACAAGGGCACCGAAUAUAACGUUCGAGUUGCCUCCAGAUAUUUCAAGGGGCCUGAAUUGCUCGUCGACUUCCAGGAGUACGACUAUUCUUUGGACAUGUGGUCUCUCGGUGCGAUGUUCGCAUCUAUGAUCUUCCGCAAGGAGCCUUUCUUCCACGGAAACAGCAACUCAGACCAGCUGGUGAAGAUUGCCAAGGUCCUUGGAACGGAAGAGCUCUUUGAGUACCUUGACAAGUACGAAAUUGAGCUGGAUCCUCAAUAUGAUGAAAUCCUUUCCCGUUUCCCUCGCAAGCCCUGGCAUUCCUUUGUCAACGCCGAAAACCAGCGCUUCGUCUCUGAUGAGGCUAUUGACUUCUUGGAUAAGCUUCUGAGAUAUGACCACGCGGAACGUCUUACUGCACAGGAAGCCAUGGCCCAUCCUUACUUUGACCCUGUUCGCCCGGAGUCGCAAGCUCAGAACAAUAGGGGAUUGUAA